UGCAGAUUCCAACCAAUCUCAAAACAACAAGAGAAACUCACAGGAAAGCAAACCCCUUUAGUUUUCUCAGCAGACAGACAAAUAAUAGAAAAACGAGCCGCUUGUUUCAUUCAAAAAAGCUACUAAAAUGGAUAGCAAAGCUCUAGCAUUUCUUUGCAUUUUUCUGGCCGCCGCGGCAACUCUGGCAGUGGCCACAAUGGAACAAGACGAGAACGACUGCGCAGACCAAAUGGCCAAUAUGGCAGAGUGCAUUCCUUAUGUCAGUGGAUCAGCCAAGAAGCCAACCGAAACAUGUUGCCAAGAUGCUGAGAAAGUGAGAAGUGCAAAACCAAAGUGUCUGUGUGUUCUUAUCAUCGAGAGCACGGACACUUCUAUGGGACUCCCUAUCAAUACCACAUUGGCCCUUCAAAUGCCAACUGCUUGCAAAAGUGAUGCCAAAGUUUCCGAUUGCCCGACUCUACUAAAUCUCCCAGCAGAUUCACCCAAAGCGAAAAUCUUCAAAUUAGAAGGAGCCUCACCUACAACAGAUUCACUUCCGGCUUCUGCAUCGUCUUCUAGUUCAUCAUCGACACCAUCAUCAUCAUCGUCGACUCCUGCUAGCUCUGGCUCAGGCUCGGAAACAAAGACAACUACAAGCACCAGUGCUGGAGGAGCAUUGUUGAGUGGCGGCAUUUUGGCGAUUAUCGGAUUAGCUUCAAGUGCAAUAGCUCUCAUGUAAGGCAACAAGAUUUCAGGUCCUGAGUGGAUACUACUGCAUGCAAUCGUAGGGAAUUUUAGUUAUAGAUAGUUUUAUUCUGUUUUUGCAAGUGCAGUUCCCGCGAGUUUCACAAUAACAACAAUAAGACCUUGCAAAUUUGUGUUUUCUUCUUAAAUCCGUUUCUCUUAUUCUCUGAAAGGUGAAAGACAGGUCUCUUAAUGUAAGCGUGAUUUCUUCUCACAUCAUAUAAUGAUGUUAGAAAUGAUUCAACAGCCUCUCACUUGAGCCGAUGUUAUAAGCGGUUUUUCUGUGAUGUGCUCGUAGACAUAUAAUAAAUACUAAAUUUUAUAAGUUAAA
This is a messenger RNA of Daucus carota subsp. sativus, 1054 nucleotides long. Its product is annotated as non-specific lipid transfer protein GPI-anchored 13. NCBI's taxonomy places the organism in Eukaryota, Viridiplantae, Streptophyta, Magnoliopsida, Apiales, Apiaceae. The transcript has 2 exons. Bases 128 to 718 code for a protein of 196 amino acids. The record is from RefSeq and is a predicted model, not a curated record.